AGGAUUCCACCUGUGUGGAAGUAACCCAACUGCAUGUGCCAGUGAGUGACGGAGAGAUCUACUUGCAUCUGUAGAGAUCUGUGUCUGUAGGCCGGGCAGCCAUGUCUAGGAAGCAGACAGGAAAGCCACUGCGUGGCGGCAACAGAAAGUGUGACGUAGAGCGAAAGCGGGAUGAGCGGGUCGCGCGCAGGGCAAUCGCCAAGGACCGCAAGAACCGGCCACAGGACGGGGACCAGGGAGAGGAGUUUGUCAGCUUCUCUAACCAGCUCCAAGCGCUGGGGCUCAAACUGAGAGAGGUGCCUGGAGAUGGGUAAGAUUCAGAGAGAGAAGGUCUGACUACAUUGCAGACACCUGGCAGACCUAUAAACGCCUGGAUAGGUAUUUAAUAUAUAAGCUAACCACAUAUCAUAUGAUAUACACUAACUGUAAGUCGCUCUGGAUAAGAGCGUCUGCUAAAUGACUAAAAUGUAAAUGUAAAUAUAGCAAUCUGAUUUCUGACUGUGUAAUCAAUGACAUGGCACGCAACCAUUGGUUGAUGCAAUGCAACGUCUGAAAUGUAGUCAGCCUGGAACGUAACCAAAGUGCUAUUAUAAAUGGCUGUUACAACGUUGACUAAUACUGUGUGUCCAUCCUAUAGUAACUGCCUGUUCCGGGCUCUGGGUGACCAGUUGGAGGGACACUCUCGAGGACACUUGCGCCUGCGCCAGGAGACUGUGCAGUACAUGAUGGCACACCGGCAGGACUUUGAGCCCUUUGUGGAGGAUGAUGUGCCCUUCGCACAGCAUUGUAAGGAAACAGCCCAAUAUGAUAGAAACCAAAUGCUAUUUCCAUGUGAAAAUGUUGUGGGAUGCCCAAGUUUUUGAUUGUAUGCCAGUCAUCCUGGAGAGUGUGUCUUUAAAAGGUCUUGUCACUAAUAUUUCUCUCUGUUGUUUUCUUCCUCUCAGUGUCAAACCUCUCCCAGCCUGGUACGUUUGCUGGCAAUGAUGCCAUCGUGGCGUUCGCCCGUAGUCAACAGCUCAAAGUGGUCAUUCAUCAGCUCAACACGCCACUGUGGGAGGUAGGAACCUCAAUGACACCCUAUUGCCCAUAUAGUUUACAACUUUUGGCUAGAGACAUAUAGCUGUUUAAAAGUAGUGCACAAUAGGGGAAAUUCACACUUAUUUUAUAUAUCUGUUUUUAAAGGAGAUCGGAAUCCCAAUCUCAUUAAGUAGGCUUAUUUUUUGAUGUUACAUUUUUUAUUUAAAUGAAAGAACGGGAAAGUGGACAGGGGAGUAGUAAAAAAUAGAAGGGCAUAGAUAAAAAAGUUGGCGAGGAGAGGCGUGAAUCCCCGUCGCCAGGUGGUAUAUGUGGUCCUACUACUAGACCACAUUGUAGCACACUGUACUGUUUUUUUAAGCUGAAGUCCUCUUCUAAUGUAACAGACUGUAUGAAAUACCACUAUUGAUAGGCCCUACUCAUCAUGUUUCCUCAAUUCAGAUAAAUGGCCCUGAGAAGCUGGUUGGCCGAGAGCUACACAUUGCCUAUCGCUAUGGAGACCAUUACGACAGUGUACGACCAGUCGGUGACAACUCUGAGAGCCCUGCUCAACUGCGUUUAGAGGUACGAAAAACGACCGGUUCAUCUAAAAACCCACUCCCAAAUAUUUCAACCAUUGGAUUAGUCCUAUAUUCAUAAAAUGUUACCUUAUUCCCCCCACCCCUCUCGUGUCCCUCCAGAAUCUUCAUAAUUCGAGUGUGCAGCGUGAGUUUGGUGACGGCCAGAGGGACAGACGGAAAGCCCCAUCACCCACCCCCUCCGAGGAGGACAAUGUGAUCCUAAGUUCCCUGAAGAACAGAGGCCCAAACUGUGAGUGUCCCCUUUGUCUUCUCCCCCAGUGCAUUCUGAUUAUCAGCGUCUGCUAGCUGUUUUGGGCCGUUUUUGGGUGCUUUUCUAACCCCAACUCAUAUAAAACUUUAAUUCAUCUGCGGUCUACGCCUACCAUGUAUAAUAAACAUUGCAAAUAAAUACAACUGAAUACAAUUGGCUGUUUUGGGGAUUUCCAUCUUUUAGAGGGAGCUACCAUCCAAAAACCCUUUGAUAAUGAUCAACAGGAGCAUCUGAUGUGAUAUAUUCACCGCAACUGACCCCAUGUGUAUUGUGUGCCAUGUCUCUCAGGUGAAGAGGAGAAUCUGUUUCAGCUGAGUGCCGCCACCAUCAAUGCUGAGUGGCUGGUGGAUUCUGAGCUAGCGGCCCAAGUGUGUCACGGACAGUGUGCCUCGGGAUCAUGCUCAGCGUGUAGAGAGGCAGCGACAGAGUGCAGUGAGCACAAACUACCACCAGAUGGAGGCAACAUACACAAAUCCAAGGUAAAUUGCAAUUCUUAAAUAAAUAUAUUUUUAAGGUGUUUUAACACGUUUUAUUCAGACAGUAAGGAACCACUACACCACGACUCUGCACUCAAAUUCCAAUUCUGAAUAUGUAUUCUGAGUCUGUGUGACUAUUUCAAUUCAAGUUCCAAAUUAAAUUGACCUGCAUUUCUCAAUUCAAUUCAGAAGGGACUUAAGUCCCCCUUUUUUGUCUUGACCUGUUUUUUUUACCCCUCUCUCAGGCUUCAAACAAGCAGAGGAAAGAGCAGCAGCGCUUGGAAAAGAAAAAGCGACAGGAGGAAAGACAUCGGCAGAAGGUUAUUCAAAGCAAAGGAACACCUGACCAGAACCAGAACCUCUCGGAGCCGGUGACUCUAGUGCCAGCUCUAAAUACACUUAGUAUAUAGACAGACAGGGGAUGGCCAAAUAAAGCUAUACCGGGCGGCUGAUGACAAUGUUUUGCACACAGAAUCAAUCUCAAUCACAUUGGAUGACUUUCAUAAACCCUUUAGUUUCUUUGCAAAUGUACGGUGCCUGCGAUAGGUUGUGUGUGAAUGUGUUGGGGGUGGUGGUUGAUUAUGAGUGUGGUUGAUAGUGACCCAGGAUGCUGUAAAUAGAUUACUCUUAGAGACACACUGUCUAGACUCUUUCUAUGCUGGUGAAUGAGGGCUGCUUUUCACAACGACCAUGCAGUACAUCUUGGGCUCCUCUUUGCGUUUGUUUUGAGUUGAAUUUCUCUGAUUCCAGCCAAAGAAGAAAGGAACGGGAAGAGAGACAUCAUUGUAAACAGAAUGAAAUGUUUUGUGAACGAUACUGAAAUGGUUUAGUUGAUACAGUAUGUAAAGAAUUAUUUUAUCUGGUUAAUGGCAGUUACAGUAUUAUUGAUCAAGCUUAAAUAAAUUAUUCAGUUGGGAGGUUUGCUGAUGAAUGAUUGUGAAGCACUCUGUCUGGUAUGGCAUGUAAUGAGGCAAUAAAUGAACAUCUUUACAGUA
Messenger RNA from Coregonus sp. 'balchen', 3337 nucleotides. NCBI's taxonomy places the organism in Eukaryota, Metazoa, Chordata, Actinopteri, Salmoniformes, Salmonidae. The record is from the annotation of a GenBank genome assembly.